UAUAUAGGAAUAUUGAUUUUUGUCGAAUUUGAACGGCUAAAAAAUGUUAACUACAAGAUCUACAAAGACGCCGGUCUCUAAUCAUCAUAAAGAAAGUAAUAUUGCACGGAUAAUGGGAUCAGUUACAGCAGGAAUACUUGAAUUAGGAUUAUUUCACCCGAUUGAUACAAUUUCAAAGAGACUUAUGAGUAAUCAAGGAAGAAUAACGUCAUUAUCACAUCUGAAUAAAGUUAUAUUUAAUAAGAAUACAUUGUCACCGUUGUCUUUGAAGUUUAUAUCAUUAUUUCCUGGGUUAGAAUAUGCAGCAGGAUAUAAAAUUCUUCAACGGGUAUAUAAAUAUUCUGGUCAACCUAUUGUUACAGAUUAUUUAUCAAGUCAUUAUGGAGGAUCAUUUCAAAAAAUUUUUGGCAAAGAAAAUAGUAAAGCAAUGAUACAUGCAACAGCAGGAAGUAUUAUUGGAGUAGGAGAAAUUAUACUUCUUCCUCUGGACAUGUUAAAAGUCAAGCAUCAAACUAAUCCUGAUGCUUUUAAAGGAAGAAAAUUAUUUCAAAUUAUUAUUGAGGAAAAUUUCAAAUUAUAUAGAGGAUGGGGUUGGACAGCAGCUAGAAAUGCGCCAGGAAGUUUUUCACUUUUUGGGGGAAAUGCGCUUGCAAAAGAACAUCUUUUUGGACUUUCUGAUUAUACAAAAGCUACAUGGUUACAAAAUUUUGUAGCAUCAAUUGCAGGUGCAGUUGCAAGUCUUACUAUCAGUGCGCCUUUAGACGUAAUUAAAACUCGUAUACAAAAUCAAAAUUUUGAUCAUCCAAGGAGUGGAUUAUCAAUUUUAAAAAGUAUGAUUAAAAAUGAAGGCAUUUUUUCAUUUUUUAAAGGAUUAACUCCAAAAAUUCUCACGGUAGGACCUAAAUUGGUAUUUUCAUUUACACUUGCUCAAUCAUUAACACCUAUGUUUGAUACAUUUUUUUCUACAUCCAAAAAACAUAUAUAUUAAACGUUUUAAAUUCGAAUAUUCAGCAGAUAAAUAUAAAA
This is a messenger RNA of Pneumocystis carinii B80, 1026 nucleotides long. RefSeq lists its product as hypothetical. Bases 44 to 988 code for a protein of 314 amino acids. Gene Ontology annotation, molecular function: guanine nucleotide transmembrane transporter activity. Lineage: Eukaryota; Fungi; Ascomycota; Pneumocystomycetes; Pneumocystales; Pneumocystaceae. Gene Ontology annotation, cellular component: mitochondrion. The record is from RefSeq and is a predicted model, not a curated record. The transcript has 7 exons.